AUGGCAAUUUUCGUCAUUCGUCUCCUCCACCUGCUGGUCCUUUCACCCGACGUCGCCGGACGCAGACUCGCCCGCCUAACCAUGGAGGGCCUCGACAAGGCGAGCCACGUCAGGUACUGGCAGCGCUGCCACGGCAACUUCCUCCCCGCGGCCUACACGGCCAACGACUCAUCCCGGCUUACCUUUGCCUUCUUCAUCGUCUCGGCCCUCGACCUGCUCUCCUCCGGCCUCGCCGCCGAGGACCGAUCCUCCGUCAGGACUUGGGUCCUGAGCCUGCAGCAUCCCGACGGCGGCUUCUGCGGCGGUCCCUCGCACGCGCUCGCGGCCGAGGACGCUCCGAGGGGAUCCGCAAACCUCGCCGCCACCUUCUUCGCCCUCCUGCUGCUCGCCAUGGCCGCCGAGGGCGAGGACGAGGCGAGGGCGGCCUUUGCCGGUGUCGAGAGGGGCAAGCUGCUGCGUUGGCUCGCACGCCUGCAGCGCGACGACGGCAGCUUCGGUCAGGUCCUCUGGGCCGGCGAGCCCCUCGGCGGCAGGGACACGCGCCACAGCUACCUCGCCAGCUGCAUACGCUGGAUGCUGAGAGGAGACGCGGGGCCGCACGACGUCGACGUCGACGCCAUGGUUGACCACAUUCGCCGGGGACAGACGUACGACGGUGGCCUCGCCGAGGCCUCGGAGCAUGAAUCCCAUGCCGGCUAUGCCUAUUGUGCCGUGGCGGCGUUGCACAUGCUCGACCGCCCUUCCUCUGGCUCUCGGCAUCGCUCGCACCUUGGGCCGCAAUCCGAUGCCAUGGGCCGAGGAGUGUCGGACCGCCGCCGCCUCGUCCACUUCCUCGUCCACCGGCAGUUUGAGUAUCUCGCCCCGCAGGAGGAGCACGACGACGACGGCGGCGGCGAAAACUACAUCGAGUCUGCGCUGGGCCGCCUGGACAUGACCCAAGGACGCCACUACGUCGGCUACAACGGCCGCUGGAACAAAAAGGCCGAUACCUGCUACUGCUGGUGGGUAGCCGCGACCCUCGCCAUGCUCGGCAGUCUCAGCCUCGUCAGCAUCCCAUCCUCGCGCAGGUACAUCCUUGACAUCACGCAGAACCGCAUCGGCGGCUUCUCCAAGUCUGUCGGUGGACCGCCCGACAUUUACCACUCGUACCUCGGCCUCGCCGCCCUCGCUCUCAUGGGCGACUCGGAGUUGAAAGAAUUUGACGUUGGCCUGUGCUGCAGCAAGGAGACGACGCGCAAGGUUGAGCUUGCGAGAGAUGGCUUGAUGGCUUCGUCAAGGGAGGGACGAGACGUCGUGAACGGUGAUGAUGGCUUUUGGGAGACAAUGAGAGCGACCUCGCAGGCCAGCUAG
This is a messenger RNA of Drechmeria coniospora, 1350 nucleotides long. RefSeq names its product geranylgeranyl transferase type I beta subunit. The record is from RefSeq and is a predicted model, not a curated record. Lineage: Eukaryota; Fungi; Ascomycota; Sordariomycetes; Hypocreales; Ophiocordycipitaceae. Bases 1 to 1350 code for a protein of 449 amino acids. The transcript is spliced from 5 exons. Gene Ontology annotation, cellular component: CAAX-protein geranylgeranyltransferase complex. Gene Ontology annotation, biological process: protein geranylgeranylation. Gene Ontology annotation, molecular function: CAAX-protein geranylgeranyltransferase activity.